GCUAUAGCAUUCAGACAGGGCGUCUGGUGUGGACUGUGGACGUGAGGAGCCCGGAGCUCAGAUCUUUCACUUGCGCUGGUAGAGAUGUGGAAGUCUGUAGUGGGUCAUGAUGUAUCUGUUUCCGUGGAGACCCAGGGUGAUGACUGGGACACAGACCCUGACUUUGUGAAUGACAUCUCUGAGAAGGAGCAACGAUGGGGAGCCAAGACCAUUGAGGGCUCUGGACGCAAAGAGCACAUCAACAUUCACCAGCUGAGGAGCAAAGUGUCAGAGGAGCAUGAUGUUCUCAAGAAGAAAGAGAUGGAAUCAGGGCCCAAAGCGUCCCAUGGCUAUGGCGGUCGGUUUGGAGUGGAAAGAGACCGAAUGGACAAGAGUGCCGUGGGCCAUGAGUACGUUGCUGAGGUGGAGAAGCACUCUUCGCAGACUGAUGCUGCCAAAGGCUUUGGAGGCAAAUUCGGAGUUGAGAGGGACAGGGCAGACAAGUCAGCCGUGGGCUUCAAUUACAAAGGAGAAGUGGAGAAACACACAUCUCAGAAAGACUACUCUCGAGGCUUUGGUGGCCGUUAUGGGGUGGAGACGGAUAAACGGGACAAAGCAGCUCUGGGAUAUGACUACAAGGGAGAGACGGAGAAACACGAGUCCCAGAGAGAUUACGCCAAGGGCUUUGGUGGUCAGUAUGGAAUCCAGAAGGACCGAGUGGAUAAGAGUGCUGUUGGCUUCAAUGAGAUGGAGGCCCCAACCACAGCUUAUAAGAAGACGACACCCAUAGAAGCCGCUUCCAGUGGUGCCCGUGGGCUGAAGGCAAAAUUUGAGUCCAUGGCUGAGGAGAAGAGGAAGAAGGAGGAAGAGGAGAAGGCACAGCAGGUGGCCAGGCAGCAACAGGAKCGCAAGGCUGUGGUGAAGAUGAGACAAGAGGCUCAGCAGCCAGUGGUUCCYGCAGAAGAGCCAGCAGCGCCAGCCCCAUUGCCCAAGAAAAUCUCCUCAGAGGCCUGGCCUCCAGCACAGAGUCAUCCAGCACCAGAGCCCGAGCCUGUGAGAACUAGCAGAGAACACCCAGUGCCUUCCCUGCCCAUGAGGCAGAGUCCCCCGGAGGACCAUGAGGAGCCCCCAGCUCUGCCUCCUAGAACUCCRGAAGGCUUCCAGGUGGUGGAAGAGCCAAUAUAUGAAGCAGAGCCUAAGCCUGAGCCUGAGCCUGAGAAUGACUAUGAGGAUGUUGGGGAGAUGGACAAGCAGGAGCAGGAUAAUGAUACAGAGGGGGACUAUGAGGAUGUGCUGGAGCCUGAGGAUCCCUGUGUUCCCUCCACCCUGGCUGGACCAUCAGGCAGCCCAGCUGGGGCUGGGGCUAAGGGGAUCUCAGCUGUUGCCCAGUAUGACUACCAAGGAGAGGGAAGUGAUGAGCUUUCCUUUGAUCCGGAUGACAUCAUUACUGACAUUGAGAUGGUGGAUGAGGGCUGGUGGCGGGGACGUUGCCACGGCCACUUUGGACUCUUCCCUGCAAAUUAUGUCAAGCUCCUCCAGUGACUGACCUCACUAUCUACUACAGCUGUGACUCCCCAUGUCCAAAGUGGCUCUGCCUCCAUCCCAUCCCCAUUCCUGCUGCAAGUGCCUAACAGGAAGUCUUGGGUUACCUGAGAUUCUGGACAGACUUCCCUCUCCUGUUUCAUUAGGGCUUCAGGCCAAAACAGCAUGAGGAAGGAGGUCUCCUUCCCGAUGGUGUCCUCUAUGUCCUGGAAUAGCUCUUGGAUGUUUACAUUGUGGUCCUGCCUUCUUCCCCAGUAAUGCCCCCUAUAAUGACACCCCCAACUCUGCUCUAUUCCCUUGUAAGCACUGGGCUUCCUGGUUUGCUUACCUGAGAAGGUGGGUCUAUUCUACCUGGUUGUGUUUUUGCCCACUUUUCUUUCCUUGGGAGAUAUUUCUGAGAUUUUUUUCUGUUCACUCCUAAAGUUGGAAAUAAAGUGGGACUUCUGUGCACCUCUGUGCUGAGGAAAAUAAAACUUCUUGUGCAGUCCUGGCUCUCAUGGCUCUAAUUUCCCACCCCCUUCCAGGCAUAUCCAGAAGACCCACUCUUAACACUACCUAUUCCUAGCACCCUAGAUUCAAGGGCGAGACAUUUUUCCUAUUCCCUUACACCCGGUCCAAAACAGGUGAUCUUGAGAAUGGUGGUAAGGUGGGAUGACAGGGGGCCAGGUGGUACCCACGUUAAGGUGGUAUCAAAUCUACCAGCUUUAGCAGUUGUGCCAGGCCAGCCACCUUUUCUUUCCACAUGGUGAUUGUAGAGGAAGAAGCCCAAUCUAGAGGAUAGAAAGCAGGAGAAAGGAAAGGAAAACAAAUUGUAGUGAGGCUGAAGAGGAUUUAGAUCCAGAGACAGUGGCCUCCUUGUAGCAGGCUGGAUGGAGGAAGUACAUGAAACUUCUGAAUGGCCCAGAGCCGAGGCAGAUAGGAAAGAGGGUAAGGACAUGUGGAUGGCCAUUGUGGACAAAAAGUGAAUUGCCAAGCAAACCAUGGGAUGAGGGAAAUUGACAGGUCAGGGCAAGAUGGGUUUUUCUCAGCCCCAGACUACUGGGAUCAGCCUCAGCAAAGGUCAGAGACAGAAGAUUUGAGGGCACAAAGUGGGGGAUUUGGUGUAGAUGAUCUUUGGUUGAUAGGACAUAGAAUCUAUGCUGUUACCAGCAUCCAAGUUGAGUCCAGCUUUCACGGAGGGAGAAGGCAUUGGAGUGGAGGAGGAGGAACUAGGAUUAGUGGCUGAGAUCCACAGUUGCUCCAGGACUUCAUCAGAAUUGGUGAGCUGCGGGGRCACCUAGAGAGCUGCACUCUUCAAGCUUGUUCUUGACUUUUCUUCAAGACACACAAUCCUUAGUUUUGUUAAUGACUUCUCCGCCAGCAAAUCACAAAACUCUCUAGAUAUAACUCACAAGAUUCACACACCUUAACCUUUCAAAGGUGAGUGCAAAGCAGCCUUUAUUUCCUCCUAUAGAGACACUGGGAUUUCCAGUAUAUAGCAAUAGAUCAUCACAUCUACACAAUAUCAUUCUUCAUUUCAGUUUGAUUUGAUUUCACACAGAAGGCAGACUUUUACAGCAGUUUUCCCGAUCCAUCUCCAAGUUCCACUUUGCUUUUUUACUCUUCCCUUCAGAAGAGGAGAAAGUUCUUUUCCAGAUCGCUUUGCUGCUAAGGCAAUAGAGUCCUUUCUGGCCAAGUUCUACAGACCCUGCCCUCCACAUUCAAAGCUAGUCUCUACUCUGGUCUGCCUUUCUGGGCUGUGAUGCUCAUCAAGAGCUCUGUUGAGGCUCUAUUCCUGUGACACAGCCCUCUCUGCCCACCUCAAGUGCUUCUUACUCUGAAGCCAUGUCUAGCUGUCUUGCCUCUUCCUUAGGCGCUCCCUGCUCCUGCUGCUCACUACAGCCUCACCUCACUAAUCAAUCAUCUGUCUCCCCACAGCCUCUCUGAUAAGGUCCCCUCCUGCUCCUCUGCUCUCUCCUCUAGGAACCAGGAGAUACCAGCAGUACCCUGGUUUCCUGCAAUAUGAACAAUUAUCUUAUAAAUGURUUUGAUGAUGUUGACCAAAUCAGUAUUGUUCUGAAGGGAGCAAAUGGGAGAGGAAAGUGCCUCAAGGAGCGCCCCGCCCCCCACGAGGGGGCGUGUCCUGAACCCGUGCCCCGCCCACCCUCGCUGUGGAGGGAAAGCCUUCUGCCCUCUUCAUGCCUCUGUGGUUGCUCCUCAACCACAGCCCCGACUCAUCGUCCUCUGUCCGUAGUUCCUCUUUCUCUCUUUUUCCAAUUAGAAAUCCUGGCUUUGGGAGCAUUAUUCCUCCACAUAAGAAGGACCAGAUUCCAAACACWUGUAACUGACACCCAGAGAACUCUCUUCCUUUCUUCUUUCCCACACCUGACAUCCAGAGUUUGCUUCUAGUUACUCAUCUUCACUGAGUAAAGCCUUAGAUCACACUCUAGUUAUAUUUUUAGAAAACAAUGACAUAUAUAAAUGUAAAAUAUAAAUCAAACAAUAAGCUUUAGAAAAAGUAAGAUUACGUUACCAAAUAGUACCAAGUGGCACAUAAUAAUGAAAGAUGAGCAUAUUUCUGGUUUGGGGCUUGCUCUACCACCAUCUUGACUCUUCCUUUUCAGAGGUAUGAUCUACACCAUUUCUGAACUGGGGCGACCCAGUCAAAACAAGCACCCAGAUGAAUGAGCCAAUUUCUUUGGUUGGGUGAAUUCUUUCUCUACUUCCCUUUUGUUCUGUCCUCCCUUUUUCCUAUUUCUCACUUGCUUGAGAACAGCUAGAACUGCUUGGAAAAUGGCACUGAUUAAGGUAAGAAGGACAUAAACAUAAGACAAAUAACUUUCCUGGAUAUAACUGAGGAGAGCAGAAAAUACAUAUUCUUCCAUGUGGCCUGGGGACAUGAAGCCAUAUCAAACAAUUGGAUCCAUCUGGUUUCCGACUUAAUAUCACCUGACAUCUAAAACCUAUUUAGUAGAUACAUAAGGGCAGCAUUAAACCACAGCCAUUGUGGAUGGCUAUGUGCAACAAGAUUC
Messenger RNA from Urocitellus parryii (Arctic ground squirrel), 4532 nucleotides. RefSeq names its product hematopoietic cell-specific Lyn substrate 1 (gene Hcls1). The record is from RefSeq and is a predicted model, not a curated record. Gene Ontology annotation, biological process: regulation of actin filament polymerization; cell migration. Gene Ontology annotation, molecular function: actin filament binding. Gene Ontology annotation, cellular component: actin filament; cortical actin cytoskeleton; site of polarized growth. NCBI's taxonomy places the organism in Eukaryota, Metazoa, Chordata, Mammalia, Rodentia, Sciuridae.